AUUGGGGCUGAGAAUCAAGCAAAACUUUGCACUACUCUCUCUCUCUUUUGUCUUCCUUUUUAGCUUUACUCCUAUCUUUCGUUUCACCUGCAUUUUGCUAAAUUUAAGGGAGAGAUGGUGAGAGGGAAGACUCAGAUGAGGCGUAUAGAGAACGCGACAAGCAGGCAAGUUACUUUCUCUAAACGCAGAAAUGGUUUGCUAAAGAAAGCAUUUGAGCUUUCAGUACUAUGUGAUGCUGAGGUUGGUUUGGUUAUAUUUUCUCCAAGAGGAAAGCUUUAUGAAUUUGCCAGCUCUAGCAUGCAGGAGAUAAUAGAGCGCUAUAAAAGACACUCUAAAGACAAAGUUCUACCUGAAAACCAAGCAGUGGGACACAAUAUGCAGCAUUUGAAGCAUGAGACAGCAAGUUUGAUGAAGAAGAUAGAACUUCUUGAAACAUCUAAAAGGAAACUCUUGGGAGAAGGUUUAGGGUCCUGUACCCUAGAAGAAUUACAGCAAAUAGAAAAACAGUUGGAGCGGAGUGUUAGCGCCAUCCGGUCGCGAAAGAUGCAAGUCUUUAGGGAACAAAUGCAAAGAUUGAAAGAAAAGGAGAAAGCCCUUGCAGUUGAAAAUGCAAUGCUGAGGGAGAAGUUUGGAGGUCAUCAACAGAGACAAACAUCAACCGGAGAGAAGGAAGGAGAAGUUAUUUGUAUAGAGGGAAGUAGCGAUAAAUCGGAUGUGGAGACAGAAUUGUUUAUUGGACCACCUGAUGAAUGUAGAAUAAGGCGUCCCUUACAGAAUUGAUCAUAUAUAGGUGAAUUAUUUUUGGAGUACUAUCCCUUAUCUGCAGUUUAAAAUGUAUAAACUUUGAUCAAUUAUCGAAUAUUAUUACCUGCUAAAAGAUUUUUGUACUCUCGCUAGCAACCAGACCCCAUUAGUGGAAUUUCACUGAUCGUUGUUGUUGUUUUACUCUCGCCAGCAAUAUAUAGGCCUUAUAAGUGGUUAAUUUCAGCUGAUGGACCUUUGAUCA
Messenger RNA from Nicotiana attenuata, 1006 nucleotides. RefSeq names its product MADS-box protein SOC1-like. NCBI's taxonomy places the organism in Eukaryota, Viridiplantae, Streptophyta, Magnoliopsida, Solanales, Solanaceae. Gene Ontology annotation, cellular component: nucleus. The transcript has 8 exons. Bases 115 to 780 code for a protein of 221 amino acids. Gene Ontology annotation, biological process: positive regulation of transcription by RNA polymerase II. The record is from RefSeq and is a predicted model, not a curated record. Gene Ontology annotation, molecular function: DNA-binding transcription factor activity, RNA polymerase II-specific; RNA polymerase II cis-regulatory region sequence-specific DNA binding; protein dimerization activity.